Calliphora vicina (urban bluebottle blowfly) is the source of this 7551-nucleotide messenger RNA. RefSeq names its product pancreatic eIF-2alpha kinase (gene PEK). Gene Ontology annotation, molecular function: protein binding; ATP binding; eukaryotic translation initiation factor 2alpha kinase activity. Gene Ontology annotation, biological process: protein phosphorylation. The coding region runs from base 627 to 4262 and encodes 1211 amino acids. The transcript has 5 exons. Lineage: Eukaryota; Metazoa; Arthropoda; Insecta; Diptera; Calliphoridae. Gene Ontology annotation, cellular component: nucleus; cytoplasm. The record is from RefSeq and is a predicted model, not a curated record.
AUUGUCGAAGACGUUCUUUUUAAGCUUUCGCUUGCGAAAAAAGUGUUUAAAAAAUUAACCAAACGAACCUAUAUAUUAAAAUCCAGCCGUGUUUAUAAUUCUCCUACAGUAAUUGAAAUAAAACAAUUGUGUUAUAUUUGUGAAAAGCAUAAAGUAAUGCAUAGAAGAGCUCUAACAAAACCGACGUCUUUUAUGUUGUCGUGGUUUUUGAUGGGUGCUCCAAAGUACAAAUACAACGCAUUUUCAGUUUUAACAUUCCGUCUUCGUGCUUUUUUGCUAUUUCCCACAUACACGUAGUUUGACAAAACGCAUACAAAACUAAUAAAAUACUAAAAAGUUGAACAAUUUCAAAUAGAAACAUUAUUCUUGCGUUUCUUCAAGUUAUCGCUUCUUUCACUUUGAUUUCCUUACUCCACUGUGGUGGUGGUGUUUUUGCCAAUUAAUUGUUGUGAUCAAUCGCGCGUAUAAAUACUGCGACUGUGUGUGAUUCUUGUUGUCUUCUUGUAGUUUCACACGAACUAGGUAGCCAAACGAAGAAAAACAAUCUUGAAUGUUGUGUUUGGUUUCAUCGAUCGUGGACAUAGCGGCGGCCUACACAAUUUCUACCCAUUGCCGAAAGAAGAACUAUGGGCAUUCAACAUGAUUUGAAUGUCGUACGCAACUAUCGCAAAUCACUUUUGCAUCUCACCAUGUUGACAUCAAUUGUUGCUGCUGCAGCAGCAACAGCUACCAUCGAACCCCCAUUAACAUCAUCAUCAUCAUCAACCCCACCGCUUAAAGAAGGCGUCCCAGUUGCAUACCCUCCACCAACUGAAUCGGUGAAUGAUAAUAAUGGUCAGCUAGUGGCCAACAAUCGUCCAGCUAUACCGUAUUGUGAUGAGUCCAAUGAAAUCACAAUUGGCAGAAGACUUUUAUAUGUUACCACUUUGGAUGGACGUCUAACCGCUUUGGACAUAACCAAAAGUGGUAAACUACGCUGGAGUAUUCCCACCGGUCCGGGUCCAUUGAUUUCCUCGAGCAUACAUCGUUUAGAAUUGACAAAUAAUGGACAAUUUGUACGUAUGAUACCUUCGUUGAGCGGAGGCAUAUACAAAUUUGAUGGCGAAUCUAUAGAUCCUAUACCCAUAACCACCGAUAACUUACUCAGUUCAUCGGCCAAGUUUUCCGAUGAUUUGGUAAUAUCUGGCGGCAAAGAGACACGCACUUAUGGUGUAUCAGCACGCACCGGUCAAUUGCUGUAUGAGUGUUCCAUGCAUGGUUGUGUUAAUUCAACCGAUGCCGAAUACCAAAAUCGAAAUGCUACAAAAACCGUGGAUGAAGACGAUGAAAUUAUUAUAGAAGAUGAAGAGAACAUAAAGGAUGACUUGAAUGGCAAUGGUUAUAUGAGAGAGCAUGACCCCUUAAUAGAUGAUGUAAUUGUUGUGAGACGUCAAACUCAGACUGUGCGAGCCGUUGAGACACGUACGGGAGUGGAGCGUUGGAAUUUCAGUGUAGGUCAGCAUGAAUUGGAUUUGAUACGGCCAGCGGAGUGUCAUGAUCGCAAGUUUAGUCACAUGGAUAUGGCCAUUUUGGAUUUGGAUAUUAAAGUUAUUGUUCCUGAAGGUGUUAUAUGUGCGUUUAGUAAAAUCGAGCCAACCGUCAUGUUGUGGAAAUAUAAGUUUGAUCAUCCCAUUGUAAGUGCUUGGAAAAUUGGCGCCGCUGAUUCUUUAGAAUCAAUUGAUAUGUUUGGCUCUGCCCAAUGGCUGUCGAAUCGUGAUGAUAAUGUUUUCGAAAUGCCUUUACCCAAUAUAAAUCCUUCCAUCUAUGUGGGAAUGUAUGACAGACAAUUGUAUAUACAGGAAUCCAUUAAUUUGCGCAAAGAAAUAAUGGAUCAAUCAAAUCUUUACACCCAGCUCACCAGUGAAACUAGAUUACCCAAAAUCCCCUGGCGACCCAUAUCGGCUGGUAGCAGUUCUUUGAUUAUUUAUCAACACAAUGAUGACCAGCGUAUUGCUGGAGGUUCAUACAGCUCAAAUGAAAUACAAGGCAAUGAAUUGGUGCCCUAUGAUGAGGACAAUUUCGCCCUAUCUGCCCAGUCAGUACUCAAUGCCUCGGAAUUUGUCAAUGGCAAUGGUUUCUACUUGUAUACCAGCGAUGAACUAGAUAAUACCAAUGUAGAUGACAUUUGUGGCUCAACUAAUAAUAAAGAAUUGCCCGCCAUUGAAGACAAGAAAAUUGACAAUACAAGCACCAACAAUCAUACCAUCGAUGAUGAUCUGGGUUUUAGUCUGGACGACAUUGAUGCCCCCAUUAAAGUUGUUAUUUUAUCCAUAUGGUUUUGGUGGAAAGAACUGGCCAUUGUAGCUUUCACCUCCGCCCUGCUGCUCAACAUCUUGAUAAGUCAACGCAAUCGUGGUGAACGGCAAAUUGUGGUCAUUGAACGUCAUAUACCAGUGCCUUCGGGUAUUGAGGCUACUGAAUCGUCCACAACAGCUCUACUGGGGCCCGUCACUAACACUACACAUACAAAUUCGAAUUCGAAAAGUACUGUGAAGGCUCAUCGUUCCUUAUCAGAGUCUACCUCAAAUUCUGGCGAUAAUUUUACGUCACGUUUUCAAAGUGAUUUUGAUUUGCAGCGGUGUUUAGGCCGUGGCGGUUUCGGUGUAGUAUUUGAGGCUAAAAAUAAAUUGGACGAUUGUAGUUAUGCUAUCAAACGUAUAACACUGCCCAAUAAGGAAGAAUCUCGUAUGCGGGUGAUGCGUGAGGUCAAGACCUUGGCGAAUUGUGAGCAUCAAAAUAUUGUUAGAUAUUUUCAGUCAUGGGUAGAAAAACCACCACCAGGCUGGCAAGAGGUAGAGGAUAACAAAUGGUUGGCCACCGAAAUGUCAACAUCCAUACAAAUUGAUACACCCUCCGAUACUCAUUCCACAUUUCCCACACCUCUACACUUUGACGGCAAUAAAAUUGAUAAAAAGAAACAAUUGCAAUCAUGGAUGGAAAGUAUGACCUCCACAGCCUGUAGUUCCGAUCACAAUUGCCUAAGCAAUGGCUAUGGUAAUUAUGAUGAAGAUGAUGAUGAUGAAGACGAAGAUUCCUGUGUUAUAUUCCGUUCCGAAUCCGAUUCCCUGGCUAUGCGUGAUAACAACAACUAUGACGAUGAGGAUAGUGACUCGUGUGUUAUAUUUCGUUCGGAGUCCCAAUCUAGAGCUAUGCAUGAUGACGAUACUACUGCAGAGAGUGAUAUUACAAAUAAAACUAAGUUAGAUAGAAAUGGUGUAAAGAAAAAAUCUCAUAACGAUGCUAUAUCAAUUGACAUACAAACAAAUAGCAUUGAAUUAAAUCUACAUAGGAAUCGUAAUAUUGAUUAUAGCCAAUUGUCCGAUUCAUUUCAAAUUGAAUUUGUGGGCUCAGUUAAUGGUGACGAUCAAACUCCAGUUGGGGAGGAUGAGGAAGAGUCUUCAACCCCAAAUAAAACAAAAGAAAUUUAUAAUAAAAAACGUAGACCUCAAGACUUGGCUUUAGACAUAAGUUUUGGCGAGAAUAAUAACAAUAUACGCAAUAAUUUAACGGCAAAACCCCAACAAAAUAAAGUCUAUUUGUACAUACAAAUGCAAUUGUGUCGCAAAGAAUGCCUCAGAGAUUGGCUGAGAGAUAACAAGCGUGAGGAUCGCCUAGACUUUAUAGCCAGUAUUUUCCAUCAAAUUGUAGACGCUGUCGAUUAUGUUCAUUACAAGGGUCUUAUACAUCGUGAUCUCAAACCCAGUAAUAUUUUCUUCUCGCAAGAAGGUCAAAUUAAAAUCGGUGACUUUGGCCUGGUCACCGAUAUGGCUGAUAUACCAAAUAUGAUAACCAAAUGUGGUGAUAAUACGGGUCUGCCUUCAUGUGCCCGCCAUACCCAACAAGUGGGUACUCACCUGUACAUGUCUCCCGAACAAUUACAUGGCCUGCCAUACGACUAUAAAGUGGACAUUUAUUCAUUGGGUCUGAUAUUCUUCGAAUUGCUGGUAUACUUCAGUACCGAAAUGGAACGCAUUAUGACCUUGAAAUCGUUACGUGAGGGUGUCUAUCCCAAAGAUUUUCCCUCUCAACAUCCCAAGGAACAUGAGCUGCUCAAGAAAAUGCUUUCCUCUAAACCAGAAGAACGUCCUGCCACCACAGAGCUGAAGAUUCAGCUAAAUGAAAUCCUUAAAUUACCUGAUUUACCAGGUGAUAGCGAAGCUGCUGCCCUGGCGGCUGCCGCCAGACGUUUAAGUCGUUCCCGUACAUUUAGUAGCUGUGAAUAACAAAAAAGUCAUUUGUUUAAACAAAAAAACAUUAUCUUUAUUUAUAUUUUUAAGUCAUUUCAACACACACACACUCUCCUCGUGCAUACAGAUGUAUGUAAAUUUUAAGAUUGUUGUGGUAUAAUUGAGUUAGCUGAAAGUAAAUAUCAGUUAGUAGGUAAGAAUAAAAUAUGUAGCUAUUAUUAUUAAUUCUUGAAGGGGUUUUGCAUUUAGUUUAGGUAGUUUAUGUAUUUUUUUCCAAUUUUUUUUUUUAAGUUUUUGAUAAGUAGCUUUCUGUGUUUCUGUAUUAGACCGAACAUUAGGGUCAUACAUUUAGUUUAAAAGUGAAGCUGUCUUAUAUAGAUUGUAGAAGCCUUUAAGGGGUCUUAUUAUUUGUUCAAGAAGAGCUGUUGCGUAAAGCUAUGUAGUAUAGCCUCCCAGUAUAGUAAGUAUGUUUAUUCAAAUUGAAUUUAAACUAGUUUUGAUUUAAAUUGGAGUUUAAAUUUUGAUUCAAUUCAUAAAUAUUCACUUUAAAAUAAAAUUAAGCCCCCUUGGGGUUCUAUAGUCCCCUAUAGUCCCCCUAUUCUAAUCCAAUAGUUCCAGAUUCCAGGACAUUCUAGUUUAAAUUCAUAAAAUGUUUAAAUGUUUGGAGUAAAAAUUCAUGAAGUUUGAAGUUGAAUUAGUAGUUGUAUCCGGGGGUAAUUGUAUAAUUCGUAAAUUUUCACAUUCAAAUCAAAUUCCACAUAUGACCCCAGGAGGACUACCGAGUUAAUCUUUAGAUUCCAGGAAAUUUUAGUUUAAAUUCGUAUUUUUUUAUAAAUUUACGUAGAAAUCUACUGAGUCGAAGCAUAUCUUAUUUAAUAUCGAAAAUUUUUAAAUUUCAAAUCAAAUUUAAUUGCUCAAGUUCAAAUAUUUUCUUAUUUCAAAUGGAUUUGUGCAGUGGCCGUUAAUUAAAGUUUAUUUAAAUCUGUAAAUUUUCUUUAACGAGGGGCAACUGAGUAAAAAUGAAGUAAACCCCAGUAGUAAAUUUCUAGUUUGCUUGAAAUAUAAAUUUCAGUUUAACUUAAAAUGGUAUCACUCGGCAACGCAGAAGUAAAACUAUAAAUCGCUCUAAUUUUAUGUCCAAAUCGAGUUUAAAUUCGUGUUUAAUUUUAUGUUCUAGUAAAGAUUUUGAAUUGUAUCCUUCUGGUUUCUUUUUAUUUGUAAUUUUUUCCUUUCGAAACUUUAGUUAACUUGAGUUGGAAAUUGUUUUUAUUUAAAUUCAGUUUAAGUUAGCAAGUUUAAAUUAAAAUUCGAGUAUAAUUUUGAAAUUUUAUACCGCAGGAGGACUAAUGCCGACAACUCUAUAGUAUAGCUUGUUUAAUUUCGAAUAUAAUAAUUUUUACAUCAAAGUAGGCAGCAUCAACCGCCUUACCGCCCCAGAUUUGGUUAAAAUUAACAGAAAUUCUUAUAAGUUCGGUCUGAAACCUGUAAAUCUAGUAUGAAAAUUCAAUUAAUAUUUAAAACAUUAUUUUAUUUUUAUCAUUUAAUAUUUUCAAAAUGAAUUUUUUGUUCGUAGGUUUGGUAAACCAGAAAUAACUAAAAGUUUCUUCUGUAUUUUUUUCCUAUUUAACCCACAGAAUAAACUGUAUUUAUGGUAGUCGACAAGCCAGUGGGGUGGGCUAUUGCGUGGACUGGGAGGUUAUUGUGUUUAAUUUAAAAACAUACAAUUUUUAACGAUCUUGUAUACGAAACUUGUUACAAAAUAAUCCCCAAUCAGGAGAUUUGGAAAUGAAAUUUUAGUUUGUUGAAAUUCGUAAAGAUUUAUUUUAAAUCAAACUAUUAUGCAGUAACCAAUCAACUUUUUUUUUAGUAUAUUCCUUAGUUUUGGUAAGGAAAUGCCCCUGGAGCAAAUUUUCCUUAAAUUUUUAAAAUGUUCCAAUGUAAACUUCUUUAGUCUUCAAUAGUAGCAUUGCUCGAAAACCUUAAUAAAUUCAUUAAUAAUUUAAGUUUCAGUUAGGAUUGUAAAUUGAAAUUUAUUUUCAAUUAUGUUUCACCAAUAGCUUAAAAAACAAAUCUUCUCCAAUUAGAAUUUUUCUAAUAAAACUUUUCACACAUUUACAUUCUAUUUAUUUGAUUUCCUAUCACCUAACUUGGUCAUAUCUAUUCCUACCUAAACAAAAAACUGCCAUUUAACUUUUCUCAUAAACUAACUUCAAAUAUUUAAACCUAUUCUAAUGAUAUUUACUUUCUCCUUUACUAUACACAAUCUUUCUAAUUUAUAACUAUUUUAAAAAAAACGUGCUAUGAUUAAUGUCAAUGUAAACUCUUAAAACUAACUAAACAAAUUUGAUUUAUUUUUUUACUAAUCCCUAUUUAAAAACCUUAAAUCUUAUAAAUAUCAUAAAAGUUUAAGAUGUAUUGUUAUUUCUUGCACUCUGUAUUAUCUUAUUUAAAAAAAACUGCUUUUAAUAUUACAUAUACACUUUGUUAUAAAGAAACAUUACUUGCAUUUUGUUUUCACUUCUAUUUAGCCGCAAGUGUGUUUUCUUUACUAGCCAAAUAUUUAUUUGCAUUGACAAUUCAAUUCUAUCCUAAUUUCAAUUAUUUAAUUUUAUUUAUUUGAUAAGCUCAUUUCAUAACAAAUAACUAUUUCCUUUCGUUUAUUUAAGCAUAAAGUAGAUAUAAGUUAUUUAGGCCAAAUCCAUUAAAUCUGUCCUUAAAGCAAUAUCUUAUUUUUGUUUGUCCAUUAUUCGUUAAUCGUUUAUUUUUAUAUAUCGAUGGUGAUACCUAGUAACUGGCAAUUAAACCUCAACUUGAGUUAAGCUUACCAGCAGGCUACAUCUUCCUUUUGAAGUCAUUUGUUAUACUUAUCUUAAGUUGUAUUUAAAUAGCCAAUAUCACCAUUGACAUGUUUAAUUUUGCAUUAACUUUUGUUUUGUGCGAGAUGAUCAAGUUUUAAACUAUGAACUAUAUCGCAAGUCAAAGACAACUAAUCUAAGUUUUUAUUAUUAUUUCUUUUUUGUUCGUUUUAUUAUAAAAGUGAUUGGUGAACACAGUUGAUUUUUGUUCCAUAAACUGGUCGCCAAAUAAUAUUUUCUUUUUGUAUUCUAAUUAAAUUUAAAGAGAGAAAGAAUGUAUCUUAAGAUUUUUAUCACAUAGUUAAGAUUGUAUUUUUUAUUAUUAAUAUUAUAGUAAGUAUAUGUAUGCUUAGAUAGUUUGUCAAUAAAUUCAGAAUUAAUAUGAAUUAAUUGUGAAUAAUUAAAAUGAAUAAGAACAACAUUUUAUUCAUUGAAUAAAAUUUGUAACUAUAAACAAAAACUUAUAUAAA